This is a messenger RNA of Xenopus tropicalis (tropical clawed frog), 1196 nucleotides long. RefSeq lists its product as uncharacterized. The record is from RefSeq and is a predicted model, not a curated record. The coding region runs from base 127 to 846 and encodes 239 amino acids. The transcript has 4 exons. Gene Ontology annotation, cellular component: plasma membrane. Lineage: Eukaryota; Metazoa; Chordata; Amphibia; Anura; Pipidae.
UUUAGAUGCUGAUAAUAACAUUGCUAGUUUCUAUGCUGAGAGAUCAUAUUCUUAUAUUUUUCUAUUUAUUUUUUCUUCCAGAACAAGAUCUCUGAAGGGCGUAGGAGACCCUCCUGCCGAGCAGUGAUGGGUCCUGCGUCUUUUCAUCUUUUAUUUAUUUUAUUUGAACUAUUUCAACUUUUCUGUAUCACGUCAGCGGUGAAAGUGGAAAACUUCACCUUAUUUGAAUCAAAGCUGACCCUGAAGGCACAUACAGCCAAUAUCAUACCAUGUAUGUUCCAUACACGGCGUCACCUCAACCCACUCAAAGUGCAGUUGGAAUGGGGUAAAAUAGAUAGGAAUGAAUACGUGCCUCUAAUACACCUGUACGGGGACCAUGUAAGAAAGGCAUCGUCUGAUUAUGGAGACAAAUACCAAGUUUUUAUACCCGAGGUGUCAAAAGGAAACUGCUCUCUGGUGAUUAAUCCCACAGAAAUCACAGACAGCGGCACUUAUCAGGUCCGGCUGACAAUUGUAGGAAAGCUGUACCAGCCGACUCCUUCUAUAGAGGUUGAAGUUGUGAAUCAGCCCAAAGGGGAGUCCCGGGGAUGGUUUAAGAAAAAGACAACUACUGUCCCACCAACAACGACGACAUUGAUGACAACAAAAGCAAAAAAAGGAUCAGCAGCAAAUAAUAAUGAAUCUGCUAGCGACGUCAUAUUCCACCAACUUGACGCAAUUGAGAAGAAAAUCUUUAUAUUUAUUAUAGUUAUUGGGGUUUUCCUCAGUAUAGCCGUAAUGGCUGGAGUCCUGCUAAUAAUUAAACUAAGGCAAAAAAGCAAAAAAGGCGAUGAAGAAGAAGGGUAAAUAAGCAUUUCUAACAUUUUUUAUUUGCACUGCACUUCUUGCACCCAGGGCAUUUGGAUUUACCAGGGAGACAAAUCAGUAAAUAGUUGCAUAAAUGACAGAAAAGGGAUUAUUUAUUAUUUCCGCUAGACCUGAGUACAGAGCACGAACUGGCACUUAGUGCCCAUAUACUUGGGUGGGGCACGGUGCAAAGUGUAAGAAAUGGGUGCUUUGUUUUUUCUUUUUUGCUUUGCCCCUAAAAUGAAUUAGCCCUAUGUAGUGUUAGCUUUUUAUAAGAUUAUGUAACUGUAUCAUGUUUUGGGGGAAAGGAGUUAUUUUAGCAAACAACAAAUGUAUUAUUAUUAUUUAUA